This is a messenger RNA of Maniola jurtina (meadow brown), 3195 nucleotides long. Its product is annotated as lamin-C-like. The coding region runs from base 156 to 2006 and encodes 616 amino acids. The transcript is spliced from 10 exons. The record is from RefSeq and is a predicted model, not a curated record. Lineage: Eukaryota; Metazoa; Arthropoda; Insecta; Lepidoptera; Nymphalidae.
UUAUCUAUGACUCACAAUGAUCACGUGAUCGCAUUAGCUUGGGUUUACAAAGUUGAGAAAAAAUUGUAAAUUGUUCGGCGCUUGCAUUUGAUAGUUGGCGUGUUGAAAACAAAUCGUGUUAUUAUUGAGUAUUGUGACUGAAAAACCGUUUAAAAAUGUCUACUAAGUCAAAAAAGAGUGUAUCAUCAUCCACUCAUGUUAGUGUUGUGUCGUCAGUGCAAAGCCCGCCGCAAUCUAGCACUCCUGUUGGAAGCCGCCCUUCGAGUUCAGCCGGCCGGCCAAACAGCCCCUUGAGUCCUACAAGGCAUUCUCGCCUCCAAGAAAAAGAUGCAUUACAAAACCUUAAUGAUCGUCUCGCGGCCUAUAUUGAUAAGGUUCGCCAAUUGGAAAGUGAAAACUCAGGCCUGCGUCGAGAGAUUCAAACUACACAGGAGGUGGUCACCCGCGAGGUCUCCAGCAUAAAGGGCAUGUACGAGCAUGAACUGCAAGAUGCCAGGAAGCUUUUAGAUGACACUUCUAGGGAGAAAGCCAAAUUGGAAAUUGAUUUGAAGAGGUUAUAUGAAGAAAAUGAUGACCUUAAAAAACGCUUGGACAAGAAGACCAAGGACUGGCAGCAGGCGGACAGCAUGGCGCGUCACUACGAGACCCGCUUUACAGAGGAGAGCAAUAAAUACAACACUGCUCUCGCUGACAAGAAGAAGGCCCAAGAUGAGGCCAAGGAUCUUGCGAAGGAAUUGGAGAAGCUUCGCAAGGUGUACGCGGACACGCGCAAGACGCUGGAGGAGGAGAUGUUGUGCCGCAUCGACAUGGAGAACACAGUGCAGAGCCUGCGCGAGGAGCUCUCCUUCAAGGACCAGGUGUUCCAGCAGGAGCUGCAGGAGACGCGCACCCGCCGGCAGGUGGAGAUCUCGGAGAUUGAUGGACGUCUCGCCCAGCAAUACGAGGCGAAACUGCAACAAAGCCUACAGGAGCUGCGUGAACAGCAAGAGGCCAAUAUUAAGGCUAACCGUGACGAAAUUGAAGCUCUCUAUGAGAAUAAGAUGAAGAACCUGCAGUCGGCCGCGAGCCGCAACAGCAGCGCCGCCACGGUGGCGGUGGAGGAGCUGCGCACCAUGCGCACACGCAUCGACUCGCUCAACGCCACGCUCAAUGACCUCGAGAACAAGAACGCUGCGCUCAGCAACCGCUGUCGCGAAUUGGAGCGCCAGUUGGAGUCGGAGCGCGCCCGCCACGCCGAGGACCUGGCGUCGCUGGAGCAGGAGUUGGCGCGGCUGCGCGACGAGAUGGCGGCGCAACUGCGCGAGUACGCCACGCUCAUGGACAUCAAGUGCUCGCUCGACCACGAGAUCGCCACCUACCGCGCGCUCAUUGAGGGCGAGGAGGAUAGAUUAAAUUUGACAACCCAGUCCCCUGGCCGCGAUUCCCGCGCGUCUAUGAGUGCUUCGGCCAGCGCCAGCGGCGGCCGCAUCACGCCGGGCCGCCGCGCCACGCCACUGAGAGCCGCGCGCAAGCGCACUCUGCUGGACGAGAGCGAGGAGCGCAGCAUGCAGGACUUCAGCGUCACCUCCAGCGCUAAGGGAGACCUGGAAGUCGCAGAGGCCUGCCCCGAUGGUAGCUUCGUCAAGAUCAGGAACAAGGGGAAGAAGGAGCAAAGCCUCGGUGGCUUCCAAAUCAUUCGCAAGGCUGGUGAAAUGGAGACGGUGUUCAAGUUCCACCGCACCGUGAAGCUGGAGCCCGGAGCGGUCGCCACCGUGUGGUCGGCGGACGUGGGCGCGGAGCACGACCCGCCGCGCGACAUCGUCAUGAAGGGACAGAAGUGGUUCGUGGCGGACAGCUUCACCACCACGCUGUUCAACAAUGACCAAGAGGAGGUAGCAGUGUCGGAGCGACAGCGGCGGCAAAUCAGCACGAGUGCGCAACGACACCGCGAGAUGGCGCACAAGUUCCCGCGCCGUGAACAGCUUGGAGAAGUUCGCGAGGGAGAAGAAAAUUGCCGUAUAAUGUAACGCACGCGGGACAGUGCGCUGCGUACCUGUUGGCGCAAAGCAUUUUUACAUGGUGCCUCACCACUCCUUAGGUUUCAAUUUCGCCCUAUGGGCUAUCUCCUACCACUUACUUAAGCAAGUAUUACACUGGGCUCGACGGCUUGCGUGACUAUAGAGGGGUAAGAUUCACGGUGUUUGAUAAAAAAACUAAUAGUGUUCUAUGACAGAUGUACCUAACCAUUCUUGCCCACCUAUUGUGACGUUGCGGUGCCUUAAAGUUUUGAAACUUGACAUUUUAUAUUCGACAUCAAUUCAAAAUAUCACAUCGCUAAAAUUCACGAGUUUAUCAAUUCUUCACCGCUCUACAAGGCGUCUCCUCACAUCAAGCUCAGACGUAGUGAACAAAGUACAAACCUUGGUCGUUCACUGUUAUUAUUGAUAAGCAUUCUUAGAUUAUAAUAAUUAUUACGUACGUAACAUCCCCACCCAUUAAUUUGCACUAGAUGGAUAAAUGUUUGUCAUUAAUAAUAAAAAAAACUACAUUUCAUAACACAACAUUAUAGUAGAUAAAAUCUACUCAAUUCUCUAUUUUCUUAGUAAUUAUGGACUUAGUAGUAAUAGUUUGGUUAGAUUUAAGAUAGAAUUGACGUAUCACACCCACUGUCAAUUUAGAUUAGUUGGCGUUUGUCAUAAUAUUAUCAAAUGCUAUUUUUAUAAUAUCACAAAAUGCAGGUGCAAGUCUCAAAUGAAUGACUCCUUAGUGCCGAAAUUGUGACUAUUGCAAGUCAAACAAAUAUGUACCUACUAGAACAUAAUAAUCGCAAAUGUUACGAUUAACACAUCAGCGCCCAAGACACAGUAGCGUCCAAGAUCGGUGCUAGGGCCAUAGAUUUUUCAUUAUAAUCAUGAGAUAAGUAGAUGUAUUAUAAGCAUUUAUGAUAAAAAAUAUGCAAAUGGUUGUCAUUAUUUUUCUUUAAUCUAAUAUAUUUUUUAUCAUAACAAUUAAUGAUUUAUAAGAUAUAUUAGGAUAAAAUGAUUUUAUUUCACAUGGUUAAUUUUCUAUAAGUUAAAGAGAGGACAGAAUCUGAUUUGGUUGCAUUUUUUUUUUUUCUGUUAAAGAUCAAUCAUGAGACAUUUUCAACCCAGAUAAUAUGUCAUAUUAUUUUCCAUGUGUAAAAUACUUACAAAAUAAAUGUUUAUUUAGGUUUAA